Dufourea novaeangliae is the source of this 1429-nucleotide messenger RNA. It is a transcript of the gene Tektin-A, whose product is annotated as tektin-4. The record is from RefSeq and is a predicted model, not a curated record. Gene Ontology annotation, biological process: cilium assembly; cilium movement involved in cell motility. NCBI's taxonomy places the organism in Eukaryota, Metazoa, Arthropoda, Insecta, Hymenoptera, Halictidae. The transcript is spliced from 6 exons. Gene Ontology annotation, cellular component: microtubule cytoskeleton; nucleus. The coding region runs from base 1 to 1383 and encodes 460 amino acids.
AUGGAACGCACCAAGGGCGAACCAGAACACAGGCCACCUCCCUACCUUCCUCAACCAGGAGACGAACUUCCGGCGCAACCGGGAGGAUCCAUGGAUCCUAUUGGUCCGUGGGCCACCGGCCGAGUGACUUUCACGCCAAAGGAUGGUUUAACAGGCGUGAGACCCGUUCACGACCGCUAUUCUGUGACCCAAUUUGGCGCGCCACAAUGGAGGGCCCACAAUCUGAAGUUUUUUCAGCAGUCGAGCGAGAAGAUUCGUGACGCACAGCUCGCGAUACACAAAGCGAAAGAAUGCGUCAAUCGAUCGUACCGAGAAGCGGACAAGACGCAAUUGGAGACGACGGAUCAUCUGAAGAAACGAGCGGCCGAUGUGCACCGUUGGAAGAUCGAGUUGGAACACGUGAUAUUCGAGAUCACCAAGGAAAUCGAAUUACUGGAGGCGCAACGAAGAAGAGUGAAACUCUCCCUGUCGGUCCUAACUGUUCCGGAAUCGAUCGCCGGUGAAUUCUUACAGUUGCGAUCUAAACGUUUGGAGUCUGAUCUAAUCCGCGACGAAGUUGAAGAGGAGUUGACGAAGGAAGUUGCCCUUUGCUCGGAGAUACGGGACUUACUUAUCAGAACACGGGAACAAAUCGAGGUGCAACUGAUCGAGUUGAAGGCAGCCAAAGCAAGAAUGGAGGUCGACUGGUCCGAUAAGACCGAUGCUUAUCGCAUCGAUUCUCGUUGUAUGCAGCUGAAAAAUGAUUCUCCUGUUAUAUUGUGGAAACUUGGCGCCACGAGAUUUCCAGCAGAACAAUCGACUCCCGAGAGUUACGAGCAUUACACGCGUGAAAGUUUAACCGAUGCCGAGAUUGCCAGACAGAAAUCAGUGACCUUGAGAUCAACCUUGGACGGAAUUUACACGAAUUCCAUCAAGGACCUCCGUGACCAAGCGACCCGCGUGGAUCUCGCUCUUGGCACAAAGAUCAAGCUCACGGAGGAAGUCCGUGUACAAUUGGAAAAGGAAUUAUUACGCUGUCUGCAUGAAUUGGCGAAUACCGAAAAAGCGAUCGAGGAGCUUCGUCAUUCCGCGAGGGGUCUCGAUUGUGCAAUGAAAGUAGCGCAAACACGAUUAGCAGAGAGAUUGAAACGAUGUAACGUUGAAAGCUGUCGGGAUAUACCCCAAUUUGCCCUCGUGGAAGAAGUGAAAAUGCUCAACGAACGCACCUCCGCCAUGUUGGCGGAAUUGAAGCGAGCCGAGGAGACGCAGGCUGGUCUGGUGAAGGCUAGAAGCGACCUUGAACGUGAAAUUGUCGUGAAAAGAAAAACAUUGUUUAUAGACAAGCAGCGGGGUCAAUUGUUACGCUCUUUUUAUCCUUCGGCCGCGACUCUGUCUGGUUUUUAGUAUUAAUCGAAUAUUUACGUUGCAACGCUUUAGCGAAGAAGUUGGC